This is a messenger RNA of Telopea speciosissima, 1205 nucleotides long. Its product is annotated as probable UDP-3-O-acylglucosamine N-acyltransferase 2, mitochondrial. Lineage: Eukaryota; Viridiplantae; Streptophyta; Magnoliopsida; Proteales; Proteaceae. Gene Ontology annotation, biological process: lipid A biosynthetic process. The record is from RefSeq and is a predicted model, not a curated record. The coding region runs from base 109 to 1038 and encodes 309 amino acids. The transcript is spliced from 11 exons.
AUUGGGCAUUCACUGAUUCACGACUCUCGGGUCCUGUCAUCUGGAUUGUUCAAAGUUGGAAGCUUUCUUUCAUCAUACUCGAACUCCCGAAGUGGUUUUUUGGUGGUUAUGGCAGUUCCUUUGCGAAAGUUUACCGCCAUCUUCUCUACAAGGGGUGUCGGUCAUCGCAUAUCUGAGGUGGAAUGGUUCCAUCGCCUCCGUGCUUCUUAUUCUUCUUCCUUGGGGCCUCGCUCUUGUCUCAGCUGUCGGCAAUUUUCGGAAUCUACAUUUGAUCGAGUCGGCCCAAGAGCUUCAUCUGCCAAUGUUGAUGAUGAUGCUAGCAUGGAUUAUACGGAAUUCAAGAAGUGGCAUAACGGAGGUGGCUUUUUCCACAAGUCAGCCUGUAUUGAUUCAACUACAGUUAUAGAAAUCGGUGCAGUAGUUCAUCCAAAAUCUAUACUUGGUGCUGAUGUUCAUAUCGGUUCAGGUGCUAUCAUAGGGCCUGCAGUUACAAUUGGGCCAUUGACAAGAAUCGGGUAUAAUUCUGUUCUUAGUAAUUGUUCUAUCGGUGAAUCAUGCAUUAUCCACAAUGGAGUAUGUGUUGGUCAAGAUGGAUUUGGGUUUUUCAUAGAUGAGCAAGGAAACAUGUCGAAGAAGCCACAAAUGUUGCAUGCAAGGAUAGGGAACCAUGUGGAAAUAGGUUCUAAUACGUGUAUUGAUAGGGGCAGUUGGAGAGAUACUGUCAUAGGGGAUCAUUCAAAAAUAGAUAAUUUAGUUCAGAUAGGUCACAAUGUUGUGAUUGGAGAGUGUUGCAUGCUUUGUGGACAAGUUGGUCUUGCUGGUUCAGUGACGUUGGGAGAUUACGUCACUUUGGGGGGAAGGGUAGCAGUUCGGGACCAUGUUAAUAUUGCAUCAAAGGUUCGCCUUGCAGCCAACAGCUGUGUUACGAAGGACAUCAGUGUGCCUGGUGAUUACGGUGGUUUCCCUGCAGUUCCAAUCCAUGAAUGGCGCAGACAAGUUGCUACCCACUGCCGAAUUGUGAAGAAGAAAAUUUCUUAAGUUGUGUUUUGACGCUUUGCGUAUCUAUUUGCUCAAAGUUGCAACUCUGAGGUUGCUGUUUGAUCUCAGCAACUUAACUAAGCGCAUAAAUGUUAAAUUUGAUAUAGUUUCUUUUCUUAACGGAUCUAUAGCUCAGCAGUGAGUUCUUGUGCACAGCUCAAAUGGAA